This is a messenger RNA of Cryptosporidium ubiquitum, 876 nucleotides long. RefSeq names its product ribosomal RNA processing protein 43. The transcript has a single exon. Gene Ontology annotation, cellular component: cytoplasmic exosome (RNase complex); nuclear exosome (RNase complex). The coding region runs from base 1 to 876 and encodes 291 amino acids. The record is from RefSeq and is a predicted model, not a curated record. Lineage: Eukaryota; Apicomplexa; Conoidasida; Eucoccidiorida; Cryptosporidiidae. Gene Ontology annotation, biological process: exonucleolytic trimming to generate mature 3'-end of 5.8S rRNA from tricistronic rRNA transcript (SSU-rRNA, 5.8S rRNA, LSU-rRNA); nuclear polyadenylation-dependent rRNA catabolic process; nuclear polyadenylation-dependent mRNA catabolic process.
AUGAAUAAGAGUUCACUUUGGUAUUUAAGACCUGAUGAGUACUUGAAUCGUUUCUUAGAACAAGGAGUAAGGUGCGAUGGAAGAAAACCUGAAGUUUGUAGGAAUUUUAAGCUAGAAUUGAAUAAGCUCAGUUCUAAUCACUAUGGAGCUAUCUCAGUUAGAAUAGGAAACUCAUCAUAUAUUGCCUGUUGUAAUCCUCAAAUAAUCCACACGGGGUUUGAUCAAGAAUCGAAUAAUGUCAUUACCAAUUCAAGAAUAAAUGUUUCUUUAGAACUUCCAACAAUAUGUGGAUUUACGGGAAACUCUAAUCACUCAAACUUUGUCUCAAAUACUAUCACUGAGUGUCUAAAUGAUACCCGAAUCAUUAACAAGAAGGCUUUUAUAACCAAAUUUCAGGAUAAAGAGAUACACUGGGUAAUUGACAUUAAUGUGGUUUGUUUAUCUUACGAUGGAAACCCAUUUGAUUACACAUUAAUUGCAGCUAUUGCUUCUCUUUGUAACACUUCUCUGCCUGAAAACCUUAUUUGGGAUGACACUUACAAUUGGUUUAGAUUUUCCUCGGAAUCUAUUUCUAAAAAUGAGGUUAGGAAGGAACACAAGAUGCAGGAUACUUCUGAAUUUUUUCUUAAAAAAGUUCCAAUAUUCGUUUCUUUUUCAUACCUUAAUGACAGCAUUUGGGUUUGCGAUCCAAACUAUAUGGAGGACUCAAUAGGAAGCACAGUUACUAUUUGUUGUGUUGAUGAUCAAAUCAACACUUUACAAACUCAAUGUAUUAGCAAAUACACUCCAGGGAGGUUAAAAAACGAUCUGAGUCAACUUAUUGCAGUUGCCUCUAAACGAGCAGAUGAAAUAAGAGCAUGCCUAUUAGGAAAAUAA